GGGAAGGAUGUAUUUUUUCCUCCUUACACAAUGCUUUUGAAAGGUGCACAGCCUUUCUCUUCAAGUCCGGUCAUGACCGGGCUGAUGUCAGACGAAUACAACAUAUUAUCAGGAGCUUAUGUGCCAGUCUUCACAUAAGUUUUCAUUUGCGAUUCUUGAAUUGACUUCUUAUUCCCUUUUGCUAGUGCCGAAUCUAUUAUGAUAGGAAUGUCGCAAUCUCAGAUUGAGCUAUUGCAAGGACCGGCUUUGACUCCUCCACCUGGUGUUACCUCGAAUUUUGAUAAUCCUUAUAGCCUUCGGCCGGCAGCUGAUGCGGUCAAGAUAGUGACUACUAUUCUAGCCACUUUGGCUAUUUUCAUACGUGUUUAUACUAAAUGGAGGAUCAUUCGAGAGGUGCAUUUGGAAGAUUAUAUUGCGGUUGUAGCAUGGUGUGGUUAUGUUAUAUUUAUCGUGACAACCGGGUUUGAUCCUAAUGUCUUUGGACGACAUCAAUGGGAUAUCAGAUUGGAGGAUUACCAAAUCUUCCUCUACGGUACCUACAUUACAUCCAUAUCCUUCGGUCUUGCGAUAAUGUCAAUCAAGAUCUCGAUAUUGCUACAAUACAUUCGACUCUUCACAGCAGGAACACGGGAUCUAAUGUUUUGGAGCUGCCAUGCCCUCAUGUGGAUAACUAUUGUAUUCUAUACGAUUCUGCUAUUCAUGACAAUUUUCAUUUGCACCCCCAUACCAAAGUUUUGGAGCGUACUGGAGACCACGGGUCACUGCCUCGACGUGAAUUACUUGUUCCUAGCGACUGGGACGGCGAACACCAUAACCGACUUUCUUAUUAUAUUGCUUCCGCAACCGAUCAUUUGGAAGCUACAGAUGAGUUUCAAGGAGCAUAUUGGUGUCUCCGCCGUUUUCUCAACGGGACUUCUGGCUUGCAUAGCAUCCAUGGCGCGACUGUUCGUUUCAUUGAAACUUUUGAAAAAUCCCGAUGCUUCCUGGUAUACGAGUAUCAUGUGUAUUCCUUCAUAUGUUGAGCUCGGAGCCGGGAUCAUUACAAGCUGUCUUCCAACAUUACCGAAAUUCUUCAAAACGACGUCGCAGAUACCUCGGGUGUCAAAAAUGUGUAAUUUUGUCUCUUCGCUCUCCAAGUCUUCGAAUUCGUCUGGCGAGUCUAAGGAGGAGGAAGAGAGGAGUAGUAGUUCUUCAUGGAAUCAACAUCGUAGGAUGCCAUCGAUGUCAAGGGGUGAGGGGAGAGGUUUAGAAAGCUACGAUGUUUUGGAGGAGUGGGAGGGACAUAAUGCUGCUUUUUCGACGGUUAGUUUGGGGAAUACGACGACGGCUACGGGAAUGAGAAUCGAAGGAGAUGGUUUGGAGAUGAAGCAUGUUGACGAGGAACGCGGAAUUUUAAGAUCGGUGCAGAUUUCGAUUGUUCGUCAGGGUCCAUUGAGUAGCGAAGAGAGGAAUGCUCAUAUGGUUUGAACUAUGUUAUGAAAGGCGUUUGGACGGAAAAUGGCAGGGGAUUGACACUGCAAAAGUGAUUUCUGGGACA
Botrytis cinerea B05.10 is the source of this 1537-nucleotide messenger RNA. RefSeq lists its product as hypothetical. The coding region runs from base 199 to 1467 and encodes 422 amino acids. NCBI's taxonomy places the organism in Eukaryota, Fungi, Ascomycota, Leotiomycetes, Helotiales, Sclerotiniaceae. The record is from RefSeq and is a predicted model, not a curated record. The transcript is spliced from 5 exons.